AUGAUUCGAUCGCAGCUCGUGCCCUCGCCGGGCGUGCACAUCCCCUCGUCUGCAGAGUCAAACAAGGCCACCAAUCAGCAUGUCGAGCCAAGUCCCAAGACGAGCGUCUGGUCUGGCUUCCGUACGCCGCCAGCGUCCGCGCAUAAGGAUGCAGGUACCGCAUUUCAACUUCUUCGAAACGCCGACAAACAACCAGCAUUGUCCUUUGGAUUCUCCACCUCCAAGUUCAAUCCUUCGGUAGGCGCGCAGGCUAGCUCCUAUACCUCAUCCUCCUCCGCAUUUGGCGCUUCCUCGUUCGGUGCAAAGCCGUUAUUCGGCUCAUCUUGUUUUGGAUCACCCUCCUUCGGCUCAGCUUCCUUUGGUCAAAGCAAUCCCAUCCUGGGCCUUCCAUCACCCUCUCCGGGACCUCAGAAUCGGCGCGCGCAGCCUCCAGCCCUACCAGGCGACGAUGUGUUAUCCAGAGCAGUCCGUCGCGCUACCGUCAAUCGACCCGCAAUCAUCGGAAAUUCAGAAAUUGGUGCCGAUAAUCUAAUGGCUAGCUACCUGAGCAGCCACGGUGAAUCUUCAGACGUCGAGACUUUGACUAAAGAUCUCGUGUCGAUCUCGCAGACUCAUCCUACCACCAUGAGCUUUCUCCGGCACAUAUUUGAAGAGGCCUCUCGUGGCAACGGCAGCGUACCCAUUCCACCCAAACGAUCACAUCAAUCGAAGAUGCAGAUCAGCGCACAGAGUGCGCUCGACUUCGACCUCUACCUUGAUUUUAGACAGUACGGGUGGAGCGAAGAUCUCCGCGACUACAUCGUGCGUAUGAUCGUCUAUGGUCUCUCUCCCAGGGAAAUCCGCGCCGCUGUCAAAGCCGACAUGGACUUUACUCACGGUCAGAAUCAUGUAUCGGCGGAGGAGGUCGAGGAACUGGUCUUGUGGAUGCGUGGACGUGAGGCAAGCAUCGUCGAGGACGCCAAGCUCGUUGGCUCUACGUUUGACUUCUUUCGGCCUUCAAUCUUGGAAGAGAGAAGACUCGCGAAGGCGGUUCGGGCGCCUAAGGGCAGCGAACCUUCUGGUGGUGGACGGGCCGAGGCAGAUGCGAAUGCUAUUGACAGCGGGACCAGUUGUCGUUGUGGUGACAAGAGUGGCGUGUUUCAGCCUUUUGGCGAUUUCCAAACAGACACCAAUGGAGAGGUUCACGGCAUCAAGCAGUCGGCUGAGGAUGCCGACACGAAGUCGAGGUAUGGACAGUUUCGGUUCAUGGACCUGCCCGCGGAAUUGAGAGACUGGGUGUACAAAUUGAGCAUUAUACCCACGGGCUUCAUCUCUCUACGCAGCUGCGCGCACCACAUGCCCGCCGGUGUGUUCCCAGCUAUUGCAACCUCCAUCUUCGGUGUUUCCAAGGCUGUCAACAAGGAAGCAGAAGGCCUGCUUUUGGAUAACACCAUCAUUGUCAAUGGCUGUCUGGAAUGGGGCAGCCGUUCGGCAAUCCACCGAGCGCAGCUACCAGAGCAUAUCAUUCCUCUCAUCAAGUCAUUGGUCAUCGUCAUUGACUUCACGAGAGUUGUACGCACUGCUCGUGUUGCCGACUGGCGGGUCGCUCAAGGCAUGAUCGGGCUGAAGAGGCUUCGAAUUUGUGGGAUCGCUAUUGAUCCUGCUAACUGUCCCUCGUCUGAGCUGUCCACAUACUUGGGCAUUAUUCUAGAGCGCGUACCGGCCGACUGCGAGGUCUGCUUUGGGGAGGAGAAUGGUGGUGCGGAGGUGGAGGCCCAUGUGCAGGACAUGGUUGAGAAGAUCAAGGCAGGACAAUCCAUCAUGCAGACGAGAGUUUUGGUGAAAAGCGCAGGUGCCAUAGAAGUGGCCAUGUUGGAGAGUGCAUGGAAGGAUAUUGAGGACGAGGUGGUGAAGGGAUGCAAGUCGGGCUUCAAGGAAGACUUUCGGUUUGCGGACAGGAGAGCCAAUGGGGGAGCUGGACGACCACUGGCAGCAACUCCGCCGCCGCCAGAUUGA
Messenger RNA from Ramularia collo-cygni, 1995 nucleotides. RefSeq lists its product as uncharacterized. The coding region runs from base 1 to 1995 and encodes 664 amino acids. The transcript has a single exon. Lineage: Eukaryota; Fungi; Ascomycota; Dothideomycetes; Mycosphaerellales; Mycosphaerellaceae. The record is from RefSeq and is a predicted model, not a curated record.